Pocillopora verrucosa is the source of this 1352-nucleotide messenger RNA. RefSeq names its product epithelial discoidin domain-containing receptor 1-like. The record is from RefSeq and is a predicted model, not a curated record. Lineage: Eukaryota; Metazoa; Cnidaria; Anthozoa; Scleractinia; Pocilloporidae.
UCUUGAGGAAACCACUAACAGCACAACCUUCCCUUCGCAAUAAUCGUGGAAUUCUUACCACGUGGAGGAUCAGUAAAUUAAACCAUCGAGCUUGGGAUGCUCUAAGAGUUCUGAAGACAGCAGCAAAAAUGCGACAAUUAUCCUGGUUGGUAAUAUUGGAGCUUCUGUUUCUUGGUUGGCGUUGUGCUGAAGGUCAACAGUGCCAGAAAUUCAACAUAGGAUUAAAUGACCGAAGUAAGAUUUCAGACGACCAAUUCACAGCUUCAUCUUUCUUAAGUCCCGAGACAGCCCCUUUUCACGCCCGCAUAGGCGAUACGGAAGGUGAGGGAUGGUGCGCCCAGGAAAGCAGAAAUAAUGAGUAUCUCCAGGUUGAUUUGAGAAAAGAUUAUGUCGUGUGUGGUGUUAUAGUACAGGGUGGAAUUCACGGGAACGUCGACUCAUUCGACCUGGAAUUCUCUACUGAUGGCAGUUUUUUUAGUCCAUAUUCUAAGACUUUGGUCAGAGUUAACCAGUUGGAAGAAGAGGCUGAGUUUCACCCUCUGGGGCCAUAUCCAGUUGGAAGAUAUGUUCGUUUAUAUCCCCGAAAAAUCCGAAACUUUCUGUGUGCCCGACUGGACCUAUACGGUUUUCCAGGUCCCAAGGUGACAUGUACGCCACAAUACAUCAUCGCCGAAUUCAAGAAAGCGCAUUACCCAGGUCUUGAAGCUGAAGGAAUGCAUCUGAAAAAUACAAGCUGCUUGGCAGAUGACGAAAAUGCCACUCACAUUCUCUUCAAUAUUCCUCUGCGGAACUGCGGGACAGAGAGAAUCCUUCUGAAUGAUAGUUACAUACAGUACACCAACGAAAUUAUCCGUCGCAUAACUGGUGUUGGGAUUUCUUAUAAGAUGGACAUGUUCUUUCCAAUCAACUGCAAAUAUGACAGAAGAGAAACAGUGGGCGACAUAAGGAUUGAACUUCCAGCUACCACAACCGAAGCCCCAACGUCCGACGCCACCACGCUGAAGCCGCUACAGCGAAAGAUUUCUUUCAUCGGUUGGUUGGUUACCUUGUGGAUCUCAGUUUCCGGCCUCUUGACCCUCUGGUAUUAAGUUUUGCAUUUGUCUGGCUCACAGGUGGUGUAGCCUGGAAUUUUUUUUGAUUUUUUAGGUUCAAGCGAGAUAGCAUGAAGACGACUCCCUUAGCCAUCGUAUGUUAAAGAACAUAGACUUUGACCGUGGAAUCGUGGAAUUGGCUAUAAAUAUUUUUUUCAGAUACGCACAAUUUUGAAUAUAUCUCUAAAACAAGUCUAAAGAGGGUGGUAAAGGAGUUAUACGUGACGCGCGAUUAUCGCCAAAAUUAACAUGUGACGCGUG